AUGACCGACAAGCUCCCUCCCAACCUUUUGGCGCUGUUCGCGCCGCGCCCGCCCCUGCGAUGGGUGCCGCCUCCCGACCAUGCGCCCGAAAAGCGCAAGACCCUACCCGUCUCUGGUGUCGCCGACUUCUUGCCUGCACUUCAAGCCUACAAGGAGACCGACGAAUACAAACCGACAGAGAGCUGGUUGCAGAUGCGCGACCGAAAGAAGCUUGAGAAGCAAGCUGCAGUCGAGAAGCUCAAGACGGAAGGGCCGAAGAACUUCAAACCCCACGAGGACUCCAACAUUCGCGGCGAUGCUUUCAAGACUUUGAUUGUUGCGCGACUCUCUUACGAGGCCAACGAACAGGAUCUCGAGAGGGAGUUUGGCCGUUUCGGCCCCAUUGAGCGCAUUCGUAUCAUCACUGACACUCAUGCUCAUGAGAAACCCAGAAAGAAGAAGAAGCCCCAUCGUGGCUACGCUUUCGUUGUUUUUGAACGAGAGAAAGAUAUGAGAGCUGCUUUAGAUGCCUGCGAUGGUAUUCGAAUCAAGGACCGACGUAUCAAGGUAGACGUCGAACGUGGGCGCACCGUCAAGGGCUGGGUACCUCGCCGACUCGGUGGCGGCCUCGGAGGCCGAGGAUAUACCAAAGCCCUGCCGGCUAGGCCCAUGGGCGGACCUGGCGGUGGUUUCGGCGGUGGCGGCGGUUUCCGAGGAGGCUUCCGUGGCGGCUUCGAGGGAGGACGCGGUCGCGGCGGAGGCUUUAGAGGAGGCUUCGGCGGCCGUGGAGGAUUCCGUGGCGGUGGAGACUUCAACCGUGGUGGUGACCGAGGCGGCCCUAACGGAUACGGCGCUCCCAGGGAUGCUCCUUCAGGACCCGGACGCAGCUUCGGAGGAGGCGACCGCGGCUUUUCCGGCGGUGGGUAUGACCGUGGAAGCGGCCGCUCACAUGACGACAGAUCAGGUGGCCGCCAUGGCGACCGGUACGGAGAUCGCGACAGAGACCGCGGCGACCGUGACGGAGGCCGCAGGACAGGAAGCAACAUGGAACCGAUCAGACCCAGAGGAGAAGGUGGGUAUCGCGGUGACCGAGGCGACAGGGAUCGCGACCGAGACCGGGACCGUGACAGCCACAGGGACAGGGACUACGACCGACCUCGCGAUGACGACAACAGGAAACGAGGCUACGACGGCGGCGGCUAUGAGGAUCCUAGAAAGCUGCGUCGCUACUGA
Colletotrichum gloeosporioides is the source of this 1212-nucleotide messenger RNA. Its product is annotated as U1 small nuclear ribonucleoprotein 70 kDa-like. The transcript has 4 exons. Lineage: Eukaryota; Fungi; Ascomycota; Sordariomycetes; Glomerellales; Glomerellaceae. Bases 1 to 1212 code for a protein of 403 amino acids. Gene Ontology annotation, biological process: mRNA splicing, via spliceosome. Gene Ontology annotation, cellular component: U1 snRNP; U2-type prespliceosome; precatalytic spliceosome. Gene Ontology annotation, molecular function: mRNA binding; U1 snRNA binding. The record is from RefSeq and is a predicted model, not a curated record.